CCCUUCCCCCCUCCCCGUUCCACUCCGCUAGGGUUUUAUUCCGCCGCCGCCGCCGCAGCACGCAGCUGGAGAGAGAGAGCAGCCGCAGCUCGAGCCCGGGCGAGAGAUGAGGCUCCUGACGCACAACAUGUUGGCAUCGAAGGUCCGGGGCGUGACGACCGUCUACCCGCUGACGCUGGAGGCGGCCAAGUGGUGCACCAAGGAGGUGGAGCUCAACGCCGACUUCAUCCGCGGCCUCCUCCCCAAGAUCGACUGGCGAGCACUCGUCUCCGCCACCCGCGCGCUCGGCCUCCCCGAUCUCCUCCCCGAGGAGCAGCCCCCCGAGGAGGAGAUCUUCGCCGAGGGCGCGGCCGACGUCGAGGGUAGCGCCAUCCGCCGCAUCCACCACGCGCUCCUCGAGAUCCACGUCCAGGAGGGUACUCUCGUAUGCCCCGAGAGCAGCCGCUGCUUUCCCAUCGACAAGGGCAUCCCCAACAUGAUGCUCCACGAGGACGAGGUCUGAUAUGGUGUGUGAGUCCCGCCCCGGUCGUCGCAUAGGGUUCCAGGGUUCGUGAACUAAUCGGAUUGUGUCUAUGAAGUAUGGAAUGUGGAUCGUGACGCUAUAAAUUUGAUAGAUACAUGUGAAGUUCUGCUCGAAAUUGCGCAUUUGUGUCGGUAAAUUUGAUAUGCCUCGUGCUUUGUUGUGAACUGGACAAGGGAUCUGCUGCCCUGUAAUUUCUUGAAAUUGUGGGCUCUUUGGGGUAUGGAAA
Phragmites australis (common reed) is the source of this 749-nucleotide messenger RNA. RefSeq names its product multifunctional methyltransferase subunit TRM112 homolog A-like. Gene Ontology annotation, biological process: rRNA (guanine-N7)-methylation; peptidyl-glutamine methylation; tRNA methylation. Bases 107 to 502 code for a protein of 131 amino acids. Gene Ontology annotation, molecular function: protein heterodimerization activity. The record is from RefSeq and is a predicted model, not a curated record. NCBI's taxonomy places the organism in Eukaryota, Viridiplantae, Streptophyta, Magnoliopsida, Poales, Poaceae. The transcript has a single exon.